CUGCUGAACAUGCUCACAACGAACAAUCUAAUUCUAAUUGACGGUAGCACGGGGUUGGCAGUACUUCUUUCCACGGUCAUCAUCUAUUAUGUCACCAAAAUUGUCUAUAAUGUCUUCUUUCACCCACUCAGUCGGUUCCCGGGCCCGGUCUCCCAUGCCCUUUCUCGCCUUCCCUAUUGCUACUAUGCACUCCUAGGGACGCUCCCAUUCCACAUGUUGGACCUCCAUGAUCGUUAUGGGGACAUUGUCCGCAUUGCACCUGAUGAACUUGCGUUCUCGCAUCCGGACGCCUGGAAGGAAAAAAUGGGCCACAAGAACAGCGAGGAAGAGCUGGGCAAAGCCGAUUGGUUUUACCGACCGUUUCCCGAAGCACGACACAUUGUCAACGAAGAGCGAGAUCAGCAUAAAUGUCUGCGUCGCGCCAUGGCUCAUGGUUUCUCGGAGAAGUCAAUGCGAGAUCAGGAGCCCUUGAUUCGCAAAUACACUGAUUUGCUUUUGGAGAAGUUGCAUGUGCAUAGCAAAAGUGGACAACCCGUGGCCCUUUCAGACUGGUACAAUUUCACCACAUUUGAUAUCAUUGGUGAUCUUGCAUUUGGUGAAGCGUUUGGUUGUUUGGAAAAUGCAAAAUAUGAUUCUUGGAUCAGAAGUAUAUUUGAAUCGGGACGGUUGGGAAUUAUACUCCAGUCAAUAUCGUUCUACCCCAUGUUCAGAACAAUUCUAUUGCUGUUGGUUCCGAAAUCGCUCCAGGACGCCCAGAAGAAGCAUAAAGCCCUUACCACGACUAAGAUGCUCCGCCGAUUGGCUAUUACCGAAAAUCGACCCGAUCUGAUCAACAGGUCGGAGACCACAGCAUCUUUGUUGAGUGGAGUCACCUAUUUCCUUCUUGAGAAUCCUGGAGCUCAUCAAAAGCUGAGGGACGAAGUUCGGUCCACUUUUCGCAGCCAAGAUGAGAUCAACCUGAUCAGUGUCAACAAAUUAUCCUAUAUGCUCGCGUGUCUCGAUGAAGGUCUGCGUAUGUACCCACCCAUAGCAAACGGUCUCCCGCGCAUGUGCCCGCGAGGAGGGUGCACGGUGCUUGAGCACUAUAUACCAGCAAACACUUAUGUGUCAAUGCACCAGUGGGCACUCUAUCAUCGUGAAAAGCACUUCACCGAACCCAACUCAUAUCAUCCCGAGCGUUUCAUGGGCAGCCCACAGUUCGCGAAUGAUCGUUGUGACGUUUUUCAGCCAUUCCAUGUGGGUCCAAGAAAUUGCCUAGGGAGAAACCUUGCAUACAGCGAGAUGCGUCUCAUUCUUGCCUUGAUCAUGUUUAACUUUGACAUGGUUAUCUCGGAGGACUGCCAUGACUGGAUCCAGCAGAAGAACUUUCUGAUGUGGCAGAAACGGCCGCUGAAAGUUUACUUGAAACCUGUACCCAGAGAUAGUCCGUGA
This is a messenger RNA of Aspergillus costaricaensis CBS 115574, 1431 nucleotides long. Its product is annotated as cytochrome P450. The transcript is spliced from 5 exons. The record is from RefSeq and is a predicted model, not a curated record. Bases 10 to 1431 code for a protein of 473 amino acids. NCBI's taxonomy places the organism in Eukaryota, Fungi, Ascomycota, Eurotiomycetes, Eurotiales, Aspergillaceae. Gene Ontology annotation, molecular function: monooxygenase activity; oxidoreductase activity, acting on paired donors, with incorporation or reduction of molecular oxygen; heme binding.